AUCAUAUAUGGAUUACAUCUAGUGCAACCUUAUUAUCUACUUCAAAAUCCAAAUAAAAAGAAAAGAAAAAACCAUUCCCAAAAACACAAACGCACAGAGAAAGUGGAAUCAUUCUGGAAUAUUUUGUUUUAUUACAAGACCGUCCAUCCGGAUCCAAGUUUCCGUUUCAUUCAUAUUAUUCAACGGCUUGACUGCGUGCUUUGAGCAGAGUAAGUGUUAAAAAUAAAUAGUUGAAGACGCAAAAGAAACCACUUUCAGUUUCAGAUAUACAGAAGUUUGUGCCAUCCAAACAACACCUUGUUCAUACAUAUUCAUUGCUCUCCCUUUCACAGUUUUUGCAUCAGAGAAAGAGAGAGUCUUUUCAGAGGCGAGUUUGAAAAUUUUGCGUGUCAGGGAACAUGGAGAUCGAUAAGGCAAUCAGAGAGAGCAAUGACAGGAGGCUCAAGACCAAGUAUAACAACGCCAUCUAUGUCAUUAAGAGGGCCCUGACUCUGUACUCUAUUGAAGAGGUCGCCUUCAGCUUUAAUGGAGGAAAGGAUUCAACUGUUUUGCUGCAUGUACUUAGGGCUGGCUAUUUUUUGUAUAAAGAGGAGCAAAGCUGUUCUAAUGAAGGUCUCAAUGACUUUCCAAUUCGAACAAUAUAUUUUGAGAGCACUUGUGCUUUCCCUGAAAUCAACUCAUUUACCUAUGAUGCGGCCUCUGCUUAUGAUUUACAAAUGGAUAUCAUUCGCACAGAUUUCAAGUCUGGUCUGGAAGAUUUACUAAAGACUAAACCUAUUAGAGCUAUUUUCCUUGGUGUCCGAAUUGGUGAUCCUACUGCGGUAGGCCAAGAACAGUUUUCUCCUAGUUCACCUGGAUGGCCAUCCUUCAUGCGAGUGAAUCCCAUCUUGGAUUGGUCAUACAGAGAUGUGUGGGCCUUCAUAUUAACUUGCAAGGUCCAGUACUGCAGUCUUUAUGAUCAAGGUUACACUUCAAUUGGGAGCAUAUAUGACACAGUACCUAAUGCAUUAUUGUGCAUCAGUGAUUCCUCCAGUAGCAAAGAAACAUUUAGACCUGCAUAUCUGCUUUCUGAUGGAAGAUUAGAGAGAGCGGGGAGAGUAAAAAAGUUUUCUCCUGUUUGUGGGAGUUUUUCUGCUGUUAGCAAUGGCCCGGAUAGCAUUGAUUUACGUAAAAACAGCAUGCUCACAGCCUCAGUCAUUGCUGUGGGGGAUGAGAUUCUGUUUGGCACCAUUGAGGAUCAGUUAGGACCUUUGUUGUGUAGAAAGCUCCAUUCUAUUGGCUGGUGUGUAUCACAAGCUACUGUUGUUCGGAAUGAUGUAGAUUCUGUGGCUGAAGAAGUUGAGCGGCAAAAAUCUACUAAUGAUCUGAUUUUUAUAUAUGGAGGGGUAGGCCCAUUGCAUUCAGAUGUUACUUCAUCAGGUGUUGCAAAGGCCUUUGGGGUUCGUCUGGCUCCUGAUGAGGAAUUUGAGGAGUAUCUUCGGCAUCUUAUUGGUGAUCAAUGCACUGGUGACCGGAAUGAGAUGGCUCAGUUGCCCGAAGGUAUCACUGAAUUGUUGCACCAUGAAAAUCUGCCUGUGCCUUUGAUCAAGUGUCAAAAUGUGAUAAUUCUUACUGCAACAAAUAUUAUGGAGCUGGACAAGGAGUGGGAGUGUUUGAUUGAAUUAACAAGAUCUGGUGGCCUGUUUGAAAUGAUGGAGCCAUACAUAUCUAAGUGUUUGAUAACACAGCUUUCAGAUGUAGAAACUGCUCAACCUCUAUCAAAACUUUGUCUUGAAUUCCCAGACCUUUACAUUGGGGCUUAUCGCAGAUCCAGAAGGGGACCCCUCACAAUUAGCUUCAAAGGCAAGGACCAAGCACGAAUUGAAUCAGCCAUGGAAGCUUUGUGCAAGAAAUUCCAUCCAGGGGUUUUCUCUGAAACUAACUAAGUUGAUCAUUGCACUUGUCUUGGAGGUAUUGCCUGCCAAGCUUUUGGGACCUGGGGGAGCUGACUUGUUUACAAUCACUUCUGACAACUCUCGAACAUAUAUAGAUAUAUGGGGGUACCUUUUCUUUUCAGAUAUUGAUAGAACAAGGAGAUCCUUGGAAUUAGGAUUGAAAGGGAAACAAGGAGAGCCAAGAAAAAAUAAAAUUUCCAAAAAUACAAAUACUCUGUACCUGGGCAAUGCCCUUAUCAUUGAGAACAAAUAUGUAGGAAACAAAGAGCUUCAUAUUAGUUAUUAAGCAAGUAGGAAUGAAUGUCAGAGCUCUAGUCUUUACUUCAA
Molecule: messenger RNA, 2261 nt
Organism: Quercus robur (English oak)
Lineage: Eukaryota; Viridiplantae; Streptophyta; Magnoliopsida; Fagales; Fagaceae
Exons: 18
Coding region: 399-1925 (508 amino acids)
Biological process (GO): FAD biosynthetic process
Molecular function (GO): FMN adenylyltransferase activity
Source: RefSeq, a predicted model, not a curated record